This is a messenger RNA of Nothoprocta perdicaria, 4080 nucleotides long. It is a transcript of the gene PCMTD2, whose product is annotated as protein-L-isoaspartate (D-aspartate) O-methyltransferase domain containing 2. The coding region runs from base 50 to 1138 and encodes 362 amino acids. Gene Ontology annotation, biological process: protein modification process. Gene Ontology annotation, cellular component: cytoplasm. Gene Ontology annotation, molecular function: protein-L-isoaspartate (D-aspartate) O-methyltransferase activity. The record is from RefSeq and is a predicted model, not a curated record. The transcript has 6 exons. NCBI's taxonomy places the organism in Eukaryota, Metazoa, Chordata, Aves, Tinamiformes, Tinamidae.
GGACCGGCCGCGCGCGCUCAGUAACCGAACUUGCAGAAAACUAUUGAAGAUGGGAGGCGCAGUGAGCGCGGGAGAAGAUAACGAUGAGUUAAUUGAUAACCUGAAGGAAGCUCAAUACAUCCGCACGGAGCUGGUGGAACAGGCCUUCCGAGCCAUUGAUCGAGCUGACUACUACCUGGAAGAGUUCAAAGACAACGCCUACAAAGACUUGGCCUGGAAACAUGGGAACAUUCAUCUCUCGGCACCGUGCAUCUAUUCGGAGGUGAUGGAAGCUCUGGAUCUGCAACCCGGGCUGUCGUUCUUGAAUCUCGGCAGCGGCACCGGUUAUCUCAGUUCCAUGGUUGGGCUCAUCUUGGGUCCAUUUGGUGUUAAUCAUGGCGUGGAGCUUCAUUCUGACGUGAUCGAAUACGCAAAGCAGAAACUGGACUUCUUCAUCAAAACGAGCGACAGCUUUGACAAAUUUGAGUUUUGUGAGCCAUCUUUUGUUACUGGCAAUUGUUUGGAGAUUUCUCCAGACUGUACUCAGUACGACCGUGUUUACUGUGGUGCAGGAGUCCAGAAGGAGCACGAAGACUACAUGAAGAAUCUGCUGAAAGUUGGGGGAAUUCUUGUCAUGCCUCUGGAGGAGAAGUUGACUAAGAUAACACGCACUGGUCCCUCUGCCUGGGAAACCAAGAAGAUUCUUGCUGUUUCUUUUGCUCCUUUGAUUCAACCUAACCAUGCAGAUUCAGGAAAAUCGAGGCUUGUUCACUUGCCCCCAGUGGCCGUUCGCAGCCUCCAGGAUCUGGCCCGCAUCGCCAUCAGAGGAACCAUCAAAAAAAUAAUCCAUCAAGAAACAAUGAGCAAAAAUGGAAAUGGGUUGAAGAACCCCCCAAGGUUUAAACGAAGACGUGUGCGUCGCCGUCGCAUGGAAACUAUUGUUUUCUUGGACAAAGAGGUCUUCGCUARUCGCAUCUCCAACCCAUCGGAUGAUAACAACAACUGUGAAGAGUUUGAGGACGAGAGGCGAGAAGAGGAAGAAACGAAACCCCCCGAACUAAAGCCAGAUCCCCCUGUAAACUUUCUGAGGGAAAAGGUCUUAAGUCUGCCUUUGCCUGAUCCCUUGAAAUAUUACCUGCUUUAUUACAGAGAAAAGUAAUUUCCUUCUCCUAGAAAGUGGGAAGUAGAAACUAAAGUACUACUUAGGGCUUGACAAAUGCGUACCACUUGCUUGCCUGCUAAUAUGACCACACGAGGCAGUAGGCUGGCUGGGGAAUGUGGCUGCUGUAUACUUAAACAUGAUAGCUUUUUUAAGUUUCUUCUUUCUUCUCAGUUGUGUGCUCUAGUUUUAUCCUACAGCAGGGCUUCCUUAGGAAGCAAGUUGGUGAAAUGCUCGGCUGCUUACAGAAAGGAGGAUUGAAUUCUCUGGAUCUAACUGCAUGGAGAUGUUUGGAAAUCUCCUGGCUGCUCCACCACAUGGCGGUUUUAAAAUAUUCUUAAGCAGCUUCCCAAAGACCCUUGUCCAUGCUCACUCCCACUAACCCUGCCAUGGGUUUAUAUUGGUGUGUGUUUAAUGGAGGAUGAAGAUUUAUUAGUUAAAAACUGACCCGGCAAAUCUUGUUUCUUCCAGAAAUCUGAAAAAGCACAACUUUUACAGACAUGAAAGAGAAGGUUUUGGCGUUAACCCUUGAGGCAUCCAGGUUUUGAAUGCAGAAGGAAAGCAUCAGCUCCCCUUUGGUUGGUCUCGGUUUUGCUUAUAAAAUAUAUAUUUUUAGUAAAAGGUAGAAAUGUCUUACAAAGCAUUGGUUUUCUUCAUGGGAAAAUGUCUAUUUUGGUGAGAUGCAGUCUAAGAUGAGAUGUGGAGAUUUUUUUUUAACGGACCUGGGCAAUAAGACAAGGGCUGCAGAGGUGCUUAGCUGACUGACAGGAUGCCAGGGUAGCUGGAUUUGUGGCUCUCGUCUCUGGAAACGUUUACAGAAUCAGUCUGAAUGGAAAGGAGCGCAGACAAGCAGAUGUGUAGCAGCAGGUUUGUGAAAACUGACUGUGAAAGCAAAACCUGCACAUUAUUUUCUGCUUCAUGUGACAGUGUUACGUGUGUCGGGAUGAACCGAGUGGAGUGCAGAGAGCCCGCUUGGACAGCGGGCAAGCAGCCAGACUUAGCUUUGUGCAGCGUAUGGAGAUUGCUAGUGCUCUGGAAAGCCAAACAUAGUUGUACUGCUGAUGCGCCUCUUGGGUGUUGCUCUCUGGGCCCUUGCUGAGCACAACUUGGCCUAAAAACCACAGCAACUKAGGGUAGAACUUGGCUGAACAGCCUACACACAGGAACAGCAGCGAGGGCUUGGUGCAUCUUAUGCCUGCACCUGUGAAGUGGAUGCUCUGAAGUCUAAUAGAAAGACUUUGCACGCUGCAGUUUAGUGAAUGUGAACUCUAAUCUUCAUUCCCCAGUCUUCCUCUAAUGGUGAUGGGAAGAGAUUUCAUGUUUGGAGUGGCAAGUUUACUCAGUUCAACCAGUGUGUGUGGGGAAAAAACUAGCAGAGGCUGGAAAGAAAUCCAUGAACCUGUGUUAUAUAGAGUACCCCGAAGGUGGGAGAAGACAAAAUCCUCGCAGUAGAUAGUGCAGCAGGGUUAAGAAAGUAUUGACCCAUCAGAAGCACUUGUGUUGGUGGUAUUAUUAUUAUUAUUAUUAUUUUUCCUAAUGCUAUUUUGAUUUUGGAAGAGGAGCGAGUGAAGACUGUCCUGCCAAAAACAAGCUGCGUGUUUACUUAAUGGUACGGAGGUGCACAGCUUGCAUUAAUGAGAAAUAGGGUUUUAAUGAUAAUAGUUUUUUUAAAGUCCUGGCACAGCUUUAGAACUAAACAGACAACUCCUGUACAUCUAAGCCUGAGGUGGAGAAUUCUUCCUUGCGGGGUCRGCUUUUUGUGUGUCUUUGGGAACAUUAUCAGAUAAUUCGGUGACAUGUGGCUAGUAUCCUGUGAUAGGAAAUAGUCAUAUGCCRUAUCUUGCCUCUGUGUCUUAAUUCUCCACCUCUGGCCUAAAUGAAGCCCCAAACUAUCCUCCUGCCUUAGAUUUCGGGGGCCUGUGUUUUAAAUGGGACAGGAUUGUGGUCCCUGAGCUGAUGAUUUUCUGUAAAUUCACAAGUAACCACUUUAUAACUUUGGCAACUACAGUGAAUUUGUUAUACAGGUGAAAAUCCUGAAUAUGGUGGUAAAUGGAAGCCUAAUAGAAUCUGUAUGUAAUACUUCCUUGUGCUUCCCUUACAGGGUGUUAUUUCUAGAAUUACUAGGCAUUUCUGCUGAAUAACUCCUUUUAGUAACGUGCCUUUCGAUGCUAUGGCACAAUUUCCAUGCCCCCGCAUAGCGCAGGGUGCCUCCUACGUGAGCCUGUCGGGUCAUCCUUUAGUUUAUUGAUUGCAAAAGUUUUUAUGGAUAUCAUUAAAGAAGUUACUUUAAAAAAUACUAUAAAAGCUGAGGUUUCUGUGAAUGAACCUCUCUGAGAUUCUGUUAACACUGACUUAGUUAAGGGAGAGUGACUCUCGUUUAACCCUCUUCAAUUCUUCCUUCUCCCCAUAAUUAUAAAAUAUAUUUUAUCAGAUUUUUUCACCAGAUCUGCCUUUUUUAUUACAUUUACUAGAUUUUUGUAGCACUCUAUAAAAUGCAUAAAAUACUGCUAUUUUUCCCRGAUAAGGUUGAAUAAAUAUAUAUACAGAAAAUUUAUGUUCUAGGUUGUCAGAUUGUCCCCKUGUCCAAAACAAACAAAAGAGAUUGGAACAAACCCGUAGUUGACGUUUUAYGUGUAAUAUAAUUGUGAAAUAGUGUUGCUUAGAGCCUGUAAAUGAAGGGGAACUGUAAAUACAAUUUCCCUGUGCACAAGCAUUUGCACUGUAGUUUUGUAUGYGUUUUUAGUAGAGUAAUUGUAGCACAACUGUUUAUGUGUAGACUGUCUGUAAGCUCUCUAGGAGUUUUACCUACUUUUCCUGUUUCCUUUUGUAUUCUAAACGGUYUUCGUUUUAAUUCUGUGUCUCCAUUCUGGGUUUCCGUAAUGCAGUAAAUGUGCAAAAAGAAACAAACUUCAAACUGCUUUAAUCAUCAGUGUGCAAGCUGA